CUUCUGCUGCUUGUGACUCGCCACUAAACGCUGGUGGGAAAGGCUGGUGCAAGCAUCCCUCUGCCGCACCCUCACCUGAGGGGGCUCCCCAGAGAGAGGGAGGCCUUGGGGCAGGUUUCCAGCAGGCGGGCAGAACCAGAACAGGUCUGUGAAUUGGCAAGGCAGACGGUGUAACCACACACCGUCCUGUUUCAACAGGGGUAGAGACUGUGAGCACCUCCCAGGCCAGGUGCGAAGAGGUCCCAGCAUCCCCCUCCCAGAGGAGCUCAAGGCAGCAGGAACCAUCCAGAGAAGCCAGAAGAAGUUCAACGGAAUGAACUGAGAACCAUGGAUGACCAUUGCAGCUCCCAUUAACUAAAUUAACCAGCAUCUUGCCUGGCCUGCAGAGGCAACUCCAUCCCACUCAUGAUGGGAAAUACGUCCAAUGCCUCAGUGUUCACCUCCACUUUAUCGGAGAGGGAAGACCUGAUUUUUGGCACGCUCUAUUUAGUCUUUGGCAUCGUGUCCCUCUCUGGGAACUCGCUGCUCCUUCUGGUGGCCUAUCAGAAGAGGUCCAUGCUGAAGCCUGCCGAGUUCUUCAUUGUCAACCUGGCCAUCAGUGACCUGAGCAUGACAGGCUGGGUUUACCUGCAGGCUUCCCCUUGCAGGUGGCUCUUCAACCAGGCGGUGUGCACCCUCUACGCCUUCUGUGGGGUCUUGUUCGGGCUGUGCAGCCUCACCAGCCUGACGGUGCUCAGCACGGUUUGCUGCCUGAAGGUCUGUUACCCAGCAUAUGGCAACAAGUUCUCACCCUGCCACGCCGGAGUGCUGCUGCUGUGCGUCUGGGCGUACGCCCUGAUGUUUGCCACGGCCCCCUUGGCCGACUGGGGCAGCUACGGCCCCGAGCCCUACGGGACAGCCUGCUGCAUCACGUGGAAAGCCUCCAGCAGGGAGGCCACGCUCUACAUCCUUGCCCUCUUCAUCUUCUGCUACCUUCUCCCCUGCCUCCUCAUCCUCGUCUCCUACUCGCUGAUCCUCUGGACGGUGCGGGUGUCCCGGAGAGCCGUCAGGCAGCACACAUCCCCCCAGCGCAGAGCCCGCAGCGUGCACAGCCUGGUCGUGAAGCUGAGCAUUGCCGUGUGCCUGGGGUUUCUGGCCGCCUGGACCCCUUACGCCGUCGUUGCCCUGUGGGCAGUCCUCGGCGAUGCCAGCCAGGUGCCAGCGCUGGCCUUCGUGCUGUCGGCUGUCUUUGCCAAGUCCUCGACGCUCUACAACCCCCUGGUGUACCUGCUCUUCAAGCCAAACUUCCAGAAGUUCCUUUCCAAGGACAUGGUGCUCCUCCAGGCCAUCCGCACCCUCCUCUGCUGCGGCUGCCCGAGCGCCGUGCUCCAGCCCUUCCCGUCCCCGGGCUUCAGUGACCACCCUGGGGCUUGCAGAAACUGCAACGACACUUUUGAGUGUUUCAGUAACUACCCCAAGUGCCACAAACUGCCCCGGCCGCCCCAUGGCUCGCCCCGGCGUGCUCCCCUGGCUAUCCUGGCCGAUGGAGCUGCUUGCCAGCCGGGGCUGAAGAGGACAGUGCAGGUGAUGGUGCUUGUCACACAGAAGAGGUCAGGCCUGGGCACUGUGAACGUGGCAGGGGAAGCCCUGCCAUCAGAGAUCGUGAAAGACCUUCUCUGAGCCCGGCUGUGCCCGGCUGUGUCCUACCAGCAUGCUGGAAGACAAACCCAAACGCAAGAUUUCUCUCACCUACGUAUCUGAUGGGUCCCCAGCAUGUUCUCCAGAUGAAGCGACACGAAACUUUAAGACCAACCUUGCCUUCCCCUCUGGUUUGGCUCUUGCAACUCUGAGCCUAGCACUUGCAAAAAAAACCCUCCAGACCCCAGUGCCUGAAAUCUGCCCAGAGUGCAAGUCCAGGGUGCAGUUGCUCCUGCAGCUUGCUCUCUGAGCCCUUGGCCUUUGUUUUUCCAUCCUGGUGCUCUGAUGACCAAGUAGGAACUUGGUUGUCUUAAGAAACUGUGCCUGGCAGGGAGGGCUGGGGGCAAGAGACCCCGAGAGGCGCCCUGGCUCCAGCACCACCUCCCACAGCCCCCGCUGACCACGUCCUUUCCCGUCGGGGAGCAGGACCACGCCACUCAGCUACCUCACUUGGGAUUAUGAAGGAUCUUUAUAUACCUCUCAAGAGACCACUCUCUGUGCAGGCUGGGUUGCCCCACUCCCUCAAUUUAAAUGCAAACCCACCACCAUCCUAUAGAUCGAGAUGGGAGCUUGUCUUUAGAGUAAGGAUUUGGGGUUAAAAUAAUCCCGGUGUGAGUAAUAGCAGUCCCAGGUCAUGCUCUCCAGGCAGGGAAUGGUGAAUCUGUGGCCAAGCACCAUCCUGGAGGCAGGGCUGUGGCCGUAGGGUGUCUCCCGGCGGCCGGGACGCCGGGCAGCUCAUGCCAUCUGCACGGCUGCGCAGGGGAGCAGCUGCCGGGGCGAGAGCAUCCCGCGGGCUCGUAGUCGGCAAUUGGAGAUCAGUGCAGGCAGUGCACCCAGGGGAAGAGUCUGGGACAAAAAGGACUGAGAAGCUGUGAAAGGGCCCGAUGCAAAGCCAUCAGUAGGAAAGUCCCCGUGUGAUCCGCAUCCAGAUGCAGGGCAGGCUUGCAGAUCUCUCCCUCCAGUAGCACGCUGGCAGCCCAGUGGUGAAGCUCCCCAUCCCAGCACUGAGCCGCUCGGGUGCCCAGCCUCGGGCAUGGCAGGAGCUGGUUUUGCUUUGCAGGGGGUGAAUAACACAGCCAGGGUGCUGAGAGAGGUUGGUUAUGCCCCAAAAAAUGAAAAGAUGCGUUCAAGGUGAUGAGAAGAGUCAGUAGCAGAGGUGGGAAACAGCACCCAGCGGCCAGUUACUUGUGGGAGCCCUUUACCUUGUCACUGGUUAAUGAACAAAACCACGCCACAACCCAUUGCCAGAGCUGCAGCAUUAAAUCAUGGAUGUGCUAAAUGGGAAUAGCGAAUGCUUUUCUGCAGCGAGUGCUGGGAAAGAGCCGCUGCCCCCAGUGCCGUCGCUGGCUGUGCUCGCCAGCUCUGCCCGCCGCCGCCUGCCUGCGAGCGACCCCGAGCCCUCCCUCCUCCCUCCACUCUCCAAAUACAGAUAUCGCUAUUUUUAGCAGUCGCUCCCAGAACCGGGAUGUAUCGCUGCCUUUUCUUAGCACAGACAGAGCAGCCUCCUCUCUUCCGAGGACACACGGCACAAGGGACCCGCCAGCUGCAGGGGGGUGCAGGAACACAGGGGGCCGGUGUGCUCCCGGGCGAGCGGGCGCAGAUGCCCACCACUGGCCAUUCUAAGCAACCCGGGCAUUGAAACCAGGAGCUGGGCUUUUCAGCCUCGCUGUUACGGCCCCAUUCCAGUGUAGGUGGCAGCGGGGCCGGUGCGAGCUCUGCGGUGGGAAGGCGGCUGCUGCCUGCGUGCAGAGGCACCCGGCGAAGCGGCGAAGGGUGGGUGGGUGCUGUCCCUGCUCUCUGUGCGUGCCAGCAUCACCGGCUGCCGCUGCAUGGCUCUCAUUAGCGCACAACAGCAUGGCAGUCGUGGCACUUGCUUUUGUCCCUUGGUCAUUUCCACUUAGCCACUUUAAUUAGCAGUUUCCCUGUGACAGGAACAGGGCACCAAUACCUCUGGGGUGCACUUGCAUCCUCACGGGAUGUUUUUGCCCAUGUAUGAUACCUGCAGUGAAGACGGUUGGGACAGGGCAGGGUUUUAUGCACAAGAGCCAAGGAAUAACUGAAAAGCCACGCAGGGAGCGACCCUCCUGCCUUUGCUUCCUACUCCUGCUAUGCAAAAAACCCCCACUCGACCCAAAGAUGCGCAAUAUUUGCGAAAUGCUGCAAGCAGACAAAGAAAAAUCAGGGCAGCCCGUGAAGAGAGAGGGCAAAUUUUCCAACGCAGGUGCAGGUUUCUAGGAGGGCCGCUCAACGCCUGGCCCGGGGCACAGUGGCUCAGCCCCUUCCCACCCCGCAGCUCGGGGCGCCGCUCCCUGUGCCCCAUCCCAGGCACCCCAACACAUGAGGGAAUCACAAGCACUCAGUGU
Molecule: messenger RNA, 4040 nt
Organism: Egretta garzetta (little egret)
Lineage: Eukaryota; Metazoa; Chordata; Aves; Pelecaniformes; Ardeidae
Product: opsin-5-like
Exons: 7
Coding region: 406-1659 (417 amino acids)
Biological process (GO): G protein-coupled receptor signaling pathway
Cellular component (GO): membrane
Molecular function (GO): G protein-coupled receptor activity
Source: RefSeq, a predicted model, not a curated record